Molecule: messenger RNA, 3248 nt
Organism: Hypanus sabinus (Atlantic stingray)
Lineage: Eukaryota; Metazoa; Chordata; Chondrichthyes; Myliobatiformes; Dasyatidae
Product: probable G-protein coupled receptor 153
Exons: 7
Coding region: 618-2552 (644 amino acids)
Biological process (GO): G protein-coupled receptor signaling pathway
Cellular component (GO): membrane
Molecular function (GO): G protein-coupled receptor activity
Source: RefSeq, a predicted model, not a curated record
CACGGAACUUAGGGGAAAAGAACUCCCCCCAGCGUAGGCUUGAUCCUCAUCCUGUACCCUCACCGCCCCUCAUCGCGAGUCCACCCCUCACCGAUGACUCCAGUCGACUCUGGGUUUGCAAAUGUUCAGUCCUUUCACCGUCAGUGCCGAGGAGACAACAGGAGGGCGAGAGAGCGGGGGAGAACCUCAGGUUUCAGGGCUGCUCCCGGUGCUUUCGUUUCUCUGCUGGUGUGUGAGUGGGAUGAAUGGAGCGGGUGCCCAGUGCUGAUUUCAACGGGGGAAUCGCCGCUCUGGGAGCUGGGUGAUCGCCCGUGUUAUUGCCCCUGCCUGUGCAACGAAAAAUACUGGAUCUGACAUUUGGGAGCCGGAUGAGGGAAGACGGGUUUGAUGCUGAGUGGUCGUGUAGGUGUCCCUCGGCUGGCACAAGUCUCUCGAGAUCAGGUAUGUGAAGAGGAUGAGAGCGUUCUAUCACUGAAACAGGUGGUGAUGAUGUAUCGACUGUGCGCCAUGAAGUGGCGGGAGGCCCCGCUAUCCCUCGUCUCACUGGAACUGGUUUAGUCCUAGAAUGCCUCUUCUGACCGGUGCCCCUGCACUCAGUCUGCUCCAGGUCCCAGGCAAUGGGAGCUCCACGGUCGACCAUGAGUGAGAACGCGGAUGAGCAGAGCUUGUACAGCAAUGCGUUGGCGUGGCUGAUCUGUUCGGGGGUGUCUCUGCUGGCCAACGCCUGGGGAAUCCUGAGCAUCAGCGCCAAGCAGAAGAAAUGGAAACCGUUGGAGUUCCUCAUCUGCACUUUGGCCGGGACGCACAUUCUUAACGUUGCCAUCCCUAUCACCAUGUACUCGGUCAUCCAGCUCAGGAGGCAACACUCCGACUACGAAUGGAACGAGGGGCUGUGCAAAGUGUUCGUCUCCACAUUUUACACCCUGACCCUGGUGACCUGCUUCUCCGUCACCUCUCUGUCUUACCACCGCAUGUGGAUGGUGCGCUGGCCUGUCAAUUACAGGUUGAGCAACACAAAGAAGCAAGCUGUACACACGGUGAUGGGGAUCUGGAUGGUAUCGUUCAUUCUGUCCACCUUGCCCGCCGUGGGCUGGCAUGACACCACAGAGCGCUUCUACGCCAAGGACUGCCGUUUCAUCGUCACGGAGAUAGGCCUCGGUUUCGGGGUUUGCUUCCUAUUACUGAUCAGCGGGAGUGUGGUGAUGGGCGUGGUAUGCAUUGGCAUUGCCCUCUUUCAGACGUUCACCGUUCAAGCUGGGAAUAAUGUCAACAAAAACAAAUUCAAUGUACCCACAAUUGUAGUGGAAGAUGCCCAGGGUAACAGGAGAUCGUCAAUUGAUGGCUCUGAACCAUUAAAAACCUCUCUACAGAUAACUUAUCUGAUCAGUGGAAUUGUCUUUAUCUAUGACUUUUUGACAGGAUUCCCCAUUUUGGUGGUGAGCUUUGCAAGUCUCAAGUACGACACCUCUUACUCUUGGAUGGUGCUGUGCUUUCUCUGGUGCUCCAUCGUACAGUCAAUUCUUCUACCAUUGUUCCUUUGGGCCUGUGACCGCUAUAGGGCUGACGUGAAAAGUGUCUGGGAGAAAUGUGUAGCUAUCAUGUCCAAUGAUGAUGCUGAUGAAGAAAACAAUCAAGAUGGAGCAAUUCACCCUGAAUCUUUCUAUGAAAGGCCCUACGAAUAUAACUGCGCCCCUGAAAUUCUGACUGUGGAUCGAAUUGCCAAAUACGACUAUUCAGCAUUGGAAAGGGGAGUUCCACAGGUGUACCCCAUGAGGGAUAUGCAAGAGGAUAAGAUGCAGUAUUUACAGGUUCCUCCAACCAGGCGCUAUUCCCAUGACGAGACAGAUGUGUGGGCAACAAACCAGAUCGCCUCAUACCUUCACAGAUGGGGCUCUUCGGAGAACAUCACGGGAGUUCUGCACUAUAGCUCCCCCAGACAUGAAAGGAGAAGAGGCAGCCCAAUCUCCCAACAUGACGAAUGCGCUUCUUUCCAUAAGAGAAGGAAAUCUGCGGAUAGUGUCAUCUCUCUAAAGCAGUUGUCCAAGGAGGAAUAUCUUUCCGAUGACUUGAAAUGUUUCAGCCGAGAUGAAAUAAUCAACUACAUUGAUGAAACUCCAGUCCCUAGUCCCAUGAAGACCCCACUGAGAUCAUCAUCUGUAACACUCAUCCCAGAAAAAUAUGAACAGUAUUCAGUCACCUUUUCCCACUUUCCUUUGACCAAUUUUGAAAGAGAGCCUCACGUUCUCCGCCGGUUGUCAGAGGGCAAGGAGUGCCGUAACCCCAGGGGAUACUUGGUGACUGCUUUCCCCACUGACACAAAGGCAGCUCCAAAGGACGGAGAAGCCCAGUGUCGCCUGUCCACGGUCACCACCCCCAGCAUUAAGGAGGGAGCCUCCAGAGGUUUACGGACAGAACUUUGCGUCUCCUGGGACAAUCGGGAAAAACUCAGCAAAAUAGAAAGUAAAGGAAGCACCAACAGUUUUGUAAGUUCACCUUCUGCUUCUUCGGGCUACAUGACUUUUCAUUCCGACUCAAUUGGAUCCACAUCCUAGGAAUGAGCGUGGACCUUCCCAAAAAUUAAUGGUGUUUCUAUGUUUGUUUACUACUACGGGGAUUUUAUACUUCUCACAGGAAGAAAUGAGUCACGCCAAAGAAUCAGUCAAAUAUUUUAAUGUCCUUUACACUGGUUGAGGUUCUUUUAGACACUUGAAAGAGGACUGGAAAAAUCUGGCAUCAAUGUCUGAAUAUUAUUGGUACCGCUAACUAUUGUUUUCUAUUUUUAUUUUUUUAAGAUAAAUAAUUUUUAAGGGUAACAUUGUUAAUAGGCAUUCCUGUAAGACCAAUACCAUUUAGACAGAUGUACAGAAUGAGAAAAAGGUGGAUGUAAAAUUGAUUCUAUUUUUUAAAACUUCCAAAUUGUGAAAUGGUUGCUCCACCAGAGGUAACUCCAGAUCAUGUGUGUCUAUUUAUGCACUCCAGGUAUUUGGUGUAUUCUGUUUCAACUGAUGAUUUUCUUCACAUAGAGGACAAUGAAAUUAUUCUUUGGGAAGGGGAGAGGUGGAAGACCCCACUAUUGUUCCUCCUAUGUAUUUUGCAUUUGUAACUUCGGUGUCACAUACUGGCAGCAGUCCGUUGCCCUGCGAGAAUGAACAUUGGUUUCUCUUGGUCCCCAUAAAGUUGUCCUAAAAUUUAAUAGUAAGAAACGUUUUCUUACAAGUAUUUGCAAUGGUUGCUCGUCAAAAGAUCCA